AGUUCAAUGAUAAGCCACGAAGUGGUUAUGCGGCCAUUACUCGCAGCCUUUAGGCCAUACCGGCUCGCUGUUAUCGCCCGAUCCGUCAGAAAUCCACCGGUAUUCCUUCAAACAUAUCAGCAGGUACGAUUCCACCACCUCAUCCUCUCCAGAAACACCGGUUUGACCUCUAAAUCCCCUCUCAUUCCUCUUUCCAGAUACUCCACCAAGCCGGAAUCAGCCAAGAUGUCCGAAUCAGCCAAGAUGUCCGAACCAGUCAAGAUUCCUGAAACAGUCAAGAUGUCAGAGCCCGUUACCCCACCAUCACGCUUACAAGCCUUCGAUGUCAAAAAAAAUUUGCCGCAGUGGGAGGUUGUAAAGCACUUGUUGGGUUACUUGUGGCCAAAAGACAAACUUGGCUUCAAGGUGCGGGUGGUGAUGGCACUUGUGAUGUUGUUCGUCUCCAAACUCUUAAACGUGCAGGUUCCAUUUUUCUUUAAAAACAUCAUUGACAGCAUGAACGUCGAUUGGGCCUCCGAGGUGGGCAUGGUUUCAACCCUCGUCGGUGGGAUCAUCCUCGCAUACGGUGGAGCCCGGUUCGGGGCGGUCUUGUUCGGGGAGUUGAGAAACGCAAUUUUUGCCUCUGUCGCCCAGGGUGCCAUCAGAAAGGUUGCCGGCAGCACCUUCUCCCACUUGCUCAACCUCGAUCUCAACUUCCACUUGUCCCGACAGACUGGUGGGUUGACGCGAGCCAUCGACAGAGGGACCAAGGGUAUCUCUUACGUCUUGACCGCAAUGGUGUUCCACAUCUUGCCGAUCGCGUUUGAAAUCAGUGUGGUCUGCGGAAUCUUGACCUACAACUACGGCUGGAAGUUUGCCUGUGUCACGCUCGCCACCAUGCUCGCCUACUCUGCCUUCACAGUCCGCACCACCGCCUGGAGAAGCGGUUUCAGACGCGCAGCCAACAACGCCGACAACCAGGCUGCCUCUGUGGCGCUAGACUCGCUCAUCAACUACGAGUCGGUCAAAUACUUCAACAACGAGAGCUUCCAGGCAAUGAAGUACGACAAUGCCUUGGUCAAGUACCAGGACGCCUCCAUCAAGGUUGCCACCUCUCUUGCCUUCUUGAACGCCGGCCAGAACGCCAUCUUCACCGGCGCCUUGACCACCAUGAUGUAUAUGGCGUGCCAGGGAGUCGUCACGGGUGACUUGUCUGUGGGGGACUUGGUGUUGAUCAACCAGUUGGUGUUCCAGUUGUCAGUUCCGCUCAACUUCUUGGGCUCCGUCUACCGUGAGUUGAAGCAGUCGUUGUUGGACAUGGAGAACUUGUUCCAGUUGCAGAAAAAGAAGAUCAAGAUCUCGUCACCUCCAAAUGCCCCGCCGUUGAUGCUCAAGGGUGGUGAAAUCAGAUUCGAGAACGUUAGUUUUGGAUACCAUCCAGACCGCUGGAUCUUAAAGAACGCCAGUUUCACCAUCCCUGCAGGCCAGAAGGUUGCCAUCGUGGGUCCUUCCGGGAGCGGCAAGUCCACCAUCUUGAAGCUCGUGUUCCGGUUCUACGAUGUUUCUGAGGGGAAAAUCUACAUCGACGGCCAGGACAUCACCCAGGUGUCACUCGAGAGUUUGCGGAAAGCCAUCGGUGUGGUUCCCCAGGACACCCCGUUGUUCAAUGAUUCCAUCUUGGAGAACGUCCGCUACGGAAACUUGCAGUCCACGGACGCUGAGGUGUUUGAUGUGAUCAAGGAGGCGCAGUUGGACAAACUCGUGGAAGACUUGCCUAACGGGGUCAACACCAUGGUGGGCGAGCGAGGGAUGAUGAUCUCCGGUGGUGAGAAGCAGCGGUUGGCCAUAGCGAGAUUGUUGUUGAAGAAGGCCCCCAUCACCUUCUUUGACGAGGCCACCAGCGCCCUCGACACCCAUACCGAGCAGUCGGUGUUGAAGACGAUCAAGGGUGUGUUCCAGAAGGCGUCCAGCACAAAUAUCUCGAUUGCCCACCGAUUGAGAACUAUUGCCGAUGCCGACACCAUUAUUGUCUUGAAUCAGGGUGAGGUUAAGGAAGAAGGGACCCAUUACCAGCUCUUACAGGACCCUACGUCGUUGUAUAGCGAAUUGUGGGAUAUUCAGGAGAAUUUAGACUUGGAGGCCCAGUUAGGGGCCCAGGAGAGCGAAGACGGAGCGAAGAAGUAGGAAGCCUUUGCCAGAAUGGGCAUCAGACAGAGUGCUGCCAGAAUGUGUACAUAAUAAAACGGUCAAGCAGCGAGAAAUUGCUUAAUUUUAAGUAGAGGUCUAGUAGAGGUCUAGUAAUGGUUCGGUAAAUAGGUCUUUUAAAGGUAUGGUCGCGCGGGGAUUACAGAAAUG
Messenger RNA from Babjeviella inositovora NRRL Y-12698, 2334 nucleotides. It is a transcript of the gene ATM1, whose product is annotated as ATP-binding cassette Fe/S cluster precursor transporter. Gene Ontology annotation, biological process: intracellular iron ion homeostasis; transmembrane transport. The record is from RefSeq and is a predicted model, not a curated record. The transcript has a single exon. Gene Ontology annotation, molecular function: ATP binding; ATP hydrolysis activity; ABC-type transporter activity. Bases 7 to 2163 code for a protein of 718 amino acids. NCBI's taxonomy places the organism in Eukaryota, Fungi, Ascomycota, Pichiomycetes, Serinales. Gene Ontology annotation, cellular component: mitochondrial inner membrane.